Messenger RNA from Nicotiana tabacum (common tobacco), 1509 nucleotides. The record is from RefSeq and is a predicted model, not a curated record. NCBI's taxonomy places the organism in Eukaryota, Viridiplantae, Streptophyta, Magnoliopsida, Solanales, Solanaceae.
UCGUCUUUUUUUAUAUGUUGACAACUAAGUUUUUCACUUUUCUUUAUCAUUAAGAUGCUUGUUAAUUGACCAAGAAUCCACCUUUGAUUUAGAAUGAUAAGUAAUUAUUUGGUAAUUAUUUGCAGAAAGGAGCAAAGCUCAACUUUGUAAAAGAAUCUGAAUCUUUAGCAGUAAAAGAUGGAGUUUCUUCUGCAAGGAGGAGAGUCUUUAAUUGGGACCAUUAGGAUUGCUGUUUUGCCCAUAGCAAAAGUUUUUACCAUUUGCUUCAUGGGAUUUCGCAUGGCCUCCAAGUAUGUUAACAUCUUGCCAGCCAAUGGAAGGAAACUUUUAGAUGGGUUGGUGUUUUCACUUUUGCUCCCAUGUUUGAUGUUCUCUCAACUUGGACAAGCCAUUACUUUUGAGAAACUGCUUCAGUGGUGGUUUAUCCCUGUAAACGUAGUCAUUGCCACCAUAUCUGGUUCUAUUAUAGGUUUAAUUGUUGCCACAAUUGUACGCCCACCAUACCCGUAUUUCAAGUUUACCAUUAUACAGAUUGGAAUUGAUCUUUGGGCGAGAAAUUGUGACUAGAUCCAAUAAUUAAAGUUUUUUUUAUAGCUCCCCCAACCAUUAAAGCUUGCCUCAAGCUUUUGCAUAGAAGAUUAUUUUUUUAGCGGAGAAUCAUAGCUUGAGCUUUUGGCGUGGCAGAGUCUAACUUUUCGAAAAAGAAAUUCCAACCAUUAAAGCUUAACUCAAGCUUUUGCACAUAAGUACACUCUUUAAUUUUAUUAAUGGAUGAAUUUUUAAAUAACUAAAAUAUAAAAUUCUUAGUUUUCUUCUCUAAGAAAUAUACUUUCUUCCUUAUUAUUACAAAUUCGUUGCUUCAGUUGUGGAAAUCGAAAUGACACAAAACAGACCAUUGAAACAUGGAAUGGUAGUUAAUGGUAGUUAAACUUUUACAGAAGAGAAAUGAAAACUGAGUUGGAUCUGGGCUAAAAAUUUCUUAUUCAAUUUCAAUGGAAAAGAUGAAUUUUUGGGUGUAUUUUCUGGUAUUUUGGUUAGUUAAUGGUGGCUUUGUCAUUAAGUAAAAGGUGGGGGAAGAGGCUAUGGUGGUUGAUGAUGAAGAGAGGAGAUGGACGACAUCAAUGGUGGUUUAGAACUUUAGAUGGAGAAGAUGAGAGGUAUAGUUGUAAUUUUAAUUAUUUUAUUUUUUAAUAAAAAAUAAUGACAUGUGUCGCUGUUUGAUUGGUGCGUGAUAUUACACAUCUUCUGAAAAACUGGUGAAGGAAAAAGUAGUGUGUAUUAGAUACACUUUGAAAAUGUUGAGUGUGUAAUGUAAUUUUCGUCCGUAAAAAGUGUGUAACAGGGAUUUGGUCCAUAGUUUAGGGGGUAACUUAUGUAUUUUGCCAAUUAUUUAAUGUUAUAUUAUGCAGGCCCAGAGAUGGAGUUCCAUCAUCAACUGGGCCAAGAAAAUCCUUUGACCGAAGUAGCUAUGAAAAUGGAGUAAACAACAAUUAGUAAUUAUUGUUAGGA